AUGACGUUCGAGAAACAAAUGGCAGAUGUGGUUGAGAAGAAACUGACUUUACCCAACAGCAUCCUGGAGAUUUUAGUCUCAGAUGAAGGGCUUCAGACUGUCAAAUGUGAGAUGGAAAGAAACAACGUGGAAGCAGUGUUGGUUAUUGAGAAAGACACCACCAUAGUGGGAUCAUCAGCAGCGCAUGCAGACAACGCGGUGAGGCUUGUGAACAAGUUGAUGGUGGAAGAGAAAGUUCAAGUGGACGAGAAAAGCAAGCAUUUUUUGAAGUCAUCUGAAUGGCUGAGGUUGUGUGACGAGAUGAACCAAACGACUGUCCGUGUCCGAAGGGACAACUGGAAAGAUACAUACGUAGCUGGGUUUUGUGAUGACGUGACCGAAGUGAUGAAGAAGUUAAAUAACUUUCUUGAGAACGAUUGUAUCAGAGAGGAACGAUUUUUGUGCCCGUCUGAUUUUAUGCGAAGGUAUCUUCUUGAGCUACGUCAAGGAGAUCUACGCACCAUAGAAAAUCAACUAAAAGAUUUUGUAGUGAGUAUUAAAAAGGGAAAAGACGACGAUGAUUUCAUCAUUUCUGGAAACAGAGAGGGUUUGAAACGUGUAGGAAAAGAGCUCGACGCUCUGAUAGAUUCCACUGAGUUUAAAACCUUUGAAGUGAAACAGCCAGGCCUUCGAAAAUACUUUGACUGUGGAAAAGGAUAUCAGCUGGUGAAAUUGGUGGGAAAAGAUCAAGAUUGUGCCAUAGAAGUCAAGAAAAAUUUAGGUUCUGAAGGAAAUGCAUCCCACAUAUUCGACGCUUCUACUUCUCCAGGUCACAGUGACGACGAUGAUGAGGAUGACCACCCUACCACUAUUGGAACUGACUCGUCUACCUUGGUAAUAGCUCAAAGGCACAGAGUGUCGUGGAGACCUGGAAACAUAGGGGCAGAGAAGGUAGUAUUGACACUGAUUUAUUCACAUUAGGAGAAUAUCUCACGAAAAUACCUUAGAGGAUCUUGUUGACAUAUGAAUCGAUUUUAGUUCUUCACUUAGUUCUCAUAUGCUGUUAGACUGUGGUUACAUUGUUUAACGUCCCUCGUAUUGAGAAUGCCACGUUUGAUAACGACAACAGUCCGCCAUAUUGAAGAAGUUAUCAAAUCAUUAACUAACUUAACUUAAUUAAAAUCAUUUUUUGGUUGUGUAUUUCAGGCUGAAGUACUUGUCAGUUCUCUAGGAGCAUGCGAUCAAGCAAUCAUUGAUGCCGGUGGUCCUCAGGCCGCAACCCCCAACGUUGGUGACAUCACUGUCUCAGGUCGUUUUUCGUCGGUCAGUCACGUGAUCCACACUCGAUGUUGUAAUUGGAACAACGGUGGAGGGGAGCCGGUAAGAAACAGUGAAAAUACAUCAAAGAGUAUUUAUUGUUUAUAUUUGAUGAGAACCUACACGAUAUCAGAUGCCCAACUGGCGGAGCCUACCCAUUGUCUUGUAGCAUUUAUAUAUAACGAAAGAAUUAUUGCAUACAGUAGAUUUUAAAUCCCUAUAUGAAGAUCCUAAUUAAAAAUUUUGAAGAAUUAGCAAGAGCAAAGAUCUUGGUGGAAGAAACAAAUUGAGCUGUGAAAUUUUCACCACUAAAAGAGAAUUUAUUGGGCCAAUUCUAAAGGUAAUUUCCGUGAGGUUAGAAUCCAAACAAGCUCGAUGCUGAUCCCAAAACGAAAUACUUCCUGUGUGAACAUCCUCCAUGGCGCCCUCUUAUUAUCCUCUGGAAAAUGGCAGUAGAAUUCAAGGUUCACGUAAUUUUGAUCCCCGGAAAACAGAUUCCAGGAUUCACUUUAAGGAGCAACCAGUCAGUAUUUUUCCUCCCAUUAUUAGUGCAUUAUCAAUCCGAAAGGUGACGGGAAGAAGGAAAAUAGGGGAUAUUGCACGACUUAACGCCAAAUUUUGACUGGAAAACUAAUAAGAAAUGUACAGAAGACAGUGUGGAGAAUUGUCAUUGAGAUCACAUAGGAAUGAAGGGAUUUACUAUAUUUCCUCUUGCCAUCAGAUUGUCCGUGUCACCAAAAUUCAACAACUUCUAUUUCAUCUUUUGUAGACGCUCAGGGCCAUCGUUCAAAAGUGUCUGCAAACAGGUGAAACGCUUAGAGCGAACUCCAUUGCAUUUCCUGUCAUUGGAACUGGAAAUCUACAAUUCCCACGUGAUACAGCCUCGAGAAUCAUGUUGGAAGAAACAGUCAAUUUCUGCCGAGCGAACCCUGGUUCUAAUUUACAGGACAUUCGAUUUGUCGUGUUUAACCAAGAUCAAGCAUUAACUGCCGCCUUCAAACAAGAGAUGGAAAAACUGCAACCUAAGCAAAUUGGCAACUCACAUUUGACAGUCGAAGUGGUAAAUGGUGAUUUGACUCAAGAGAACAGCACCGAUGCUAUCGUGAAUAUUCUGAGUAUGGACAUGAACAUGAAUAACGCCGGAGACCUAAGCAAAGCCAUAGCAAGACAGAGUGGUCCACUAGUGCAACAAGAAUGCAACCAGUUGGGAAAGCAGCCUCCUGGUACAGCGGUAAUGACCAGCGGAGGUAAUUUACAAGUACCUCAUAUUAUUCACAUAAUCCCAGGCUCCUCAGAUAAGCAGCAUCUCCAGCAAUGUUUGGAAGAAGGUCUUCGAAUUGCAGACGCCAAUAACUUUCAAGCGAUCUCAAUUCCGUGUGUUGGCACUGGAGGAUACGGCUUGACUGGAGCGGACUCAGCCCAACUGACGUUCAAAGCACUAAACGCAUUCAGUGCCCGCUGUAAAAAUAUUCAAAAAGUAAGAGUAGUUGUGCUCCAGGCCUCUAUGAUGCAGGAGUUUCUACAAGAGCAGAAACAACCGGUGAAAGAUAUUGAAGAAGACAGUAACUCAGAGAAUGCUGCACCAGGUCAAAGUGAUGAAUAUUCUGUAACAAUUUCUGUGAUUGGUAAAGACAACGUGAGCGUGGAAAAAGCCGCGGAAUCCUUGAAGAGAGGUUUUUCUGACGCUUGUACAAUGGAAAAAGUCGAAAGUGACGUCGUCAGUCAGCUUUCCGAUAAGCAGAAGGAUAUCCUAAGAAAAAAAGCUAAGGACUGUGACGUCAAACUUGAAAUUGAGGAUUGUCGUAUUGUCGUUCGUGGUGGACCAACCGAAGUAGCUGGAAUAGUCGGGGACAUCUGGAAACAGAUCAACAAGAGGACGAAAAAGAAGCAGGAGGAAGAACAAGCGAAGUUGGUUUCAAAGAACGUAGAGUGGAGCUAUGAAAUACGAGGCACAAAAGUGGCGUUUGCUCCGAAAGCAAAUACCAAGAUUGAGUUGGCCCACAGCAAAGACGAGUCCUCAGUGCAAAUUUCUUUACGCGGAGACAAGUUUGUCAUUGACUUGAAGGGAAACUCUGGACGCGGACAAACGUCUGGUGAACGAAUAACACUAAAAAGAAAGGUGAAGGGUGCUGAUGAAGGUUAGUUGCUAGGCAUUUCUUUUGACGAGGAUGUUUCGAUAGGCUUAAAGAAAGGACUUAGAGCUAUUUCAUGUCUUGUCGUUUAAGGUAAUAACAUGUUGUGGAGAUUGGGGAUAAACAGAAAAGCUGUCUUAAAAUGUCUCUCGUAAGAUUUCUUGUUGAUCUUUUUUGAGUCUUACUAGAAAAAUAUGCUUGGAUGUUGAAAUUUAACCUCAGUAGAUGGUUUUUUACUUUAACAUUCUAAUCUUUUGAUCCUUUCGGUAGGAAUUCCUCUGCCAAAGCACUGGGAACCAAUGCCCGGGCAUAACUCUACUGUACAUAAAGUACUACUGCUCCCAGGCUCCCCUGAGUAUCAGGAUGUCGAACAUAAGUUUCAAGCCACAGCCGUUGCGUAUAAAAUUCAGAAGAUUGAACGCGUACAAAAUCCUCAUCUGUAUCGGUCUUACGUGGUAAGAAAACAGAAAAUGGAUAAAGAUACGGGAGGAAAUGGUGAAAGACAGCUGUUUCAUGGGACGGAUGCUAAAAACGUCAACGAUAUCAAUGCACAAGGAUUCAACAGAAGCUUCUGUGGGGCUCAUGGUAAGUCACUGAAAUUUUAAAUAGAGGUAAACGUUUUAUCGUCUCGUCACGGUAGUGGGACUAAGGAAACAUUUCGAGUACUUAUGAGGAAUCGAACUUCAGAACUUCAGAUUUCCUCGUUCCAACGCUCUACCAUUAAGCUACAGACUCUAUGAUGAACAGGCUUUUCACGUGGUUAAUAUGUGACACGCCUUCCACAUACUGCUAGGAUCAUUAAUUUCGAAAGUUUCGUGUGUUAAAAAGGAGCAUUGAAGCAAUAUUUUCGAGCGAUCGCUCCUAACUUGUUGAAGCGUUUUUUCGGCUAAACUUAUAGUGUUUUGGCCACAAUUCUGUUCACAUAUUUGUCUGCCUGUCUUACUGAGCCACCCAGACGUUGCAUGAGCUCUGGCCGAAUCACUCUUUGGAGGCAGAAAAUGGUAAUAAAAGCUGUAAUAAUAUAAGAAGAAUACAGUUGCCUCUUUUAUAACAAAUAACUUGACUGAAUAUACUUUUUCUCCAGAUUGAGCUUUUUUUUUUUUCAGGCAUGGCCUUUGGACGUGGUGUUUAUUUCGCAAGAGACGCUCAAUACUCUGUUCAAUACGCUCUGGGUGGCGGCGAUGGAGGGCGCCACAUGUAUCUUGCCAAGGUCCUCGUUGGGCAGUAUUGUGUUGGAGAUCCUACAAUGUUUGUGCCUCCACCAAAAAACCCAUCAAAACCUGAAAUUCUUUACGAUUCUGUGGUAAAUAAUCAAUCAAGCCCCAGCAUCUUUGUUGUUUUCUUUGAUUAUCAGUGUUACCCUGAAUACCUUAUAACCUUUUGA
Molecule: messenger RNA, 4812 nt
Organism: Pocillopora meandrina
Lineage: Eukaryota; Metazoa; Cnidaria; Anthozoa; Scleractinia; Pocilloporidae
Source: the annotation of a GenBank genome assembly